UGAACUGCAUUAAUUAAAAGAGUGUGAAAAGUUAAAUAUUAAUUCAGAAAUUUGAGAAAAUUAAGGGGGGCAAAUAGAAAGCAAUAAAAAGUUUUUGCCCAAAAAGAAAGAAAUAGAAAUCUAGGGUAAAACUUUACAUUUGGAAAAGGGAAAAGCCACCCCUCCUCGCCCCCUGGCUCGUCAAACAGAACCCUCGCAGAAGCAGAAACUGUAGGAGGGCGACAAUGAGUUAAAUUCAAAGGUGUGUCGUUUUCCCACUACUUUUGCUGAAUUUGCUGAUUUUAAAGUUAAGUUUCAGUCUUGGAUGAUCGGAUCCAUGUUUUGCUCUUUCUGCAAAACACAAAUCUACAUUAGAGGUGGAAUUUCCAGGAUUUCACCUACUUCCCAAUGUCUCAUCUUUCUUCAAAACCAUCCAAUGAUUCCAUUAGCUGCUAGAUAUGUUUCAAGGAUUGCUAGCAAUGAACAAUCUUUUACAGCUUCUUAUCUCAUAAACUCUUAUGGGUUCUCUCCAGAAUCUGCUUUAUCAGUUUCCAAAAGAGUCCACUUUGAAACCCCCCAAAAGCCUGACUCUGUCAUUAGCUUCUUCAAGAACCAUGGCUUUUCACAAACCCAAAUCAGAAACCUCAUUCAAAGAAGACCCAAAUUGCUUUUGAGCAAUCCUGACAAAACCCUUUUGCCUAAAUUUCAGUUCUUUUACUCCAAAGGGAUUUCAAGCUCUGACCUUGCAAGAAUCCUGUCUUCUAACCCCCUUGUGUUGGCAAAUGAUUUAGAUAAACGCAUCAUCCCCAAUUUCAAUUUCAUCAAGGAUUUAACUCACUGUGCUGAUGAUAAGGUUUUUCUAGCCUACAAGCAUUGGUCAGGCAUUCUUACACGUAAUUUACAGUCUGUUUUUGCUUGUAAUCUUGCAAUUCUGCGAGAAAUUGGGGUGCCUGAAUCAAUUCUUUUGGCUGAACUUAUUGUCCACCCAUCAAUCUUUGCUCACAAUCAUGAUAAGUUUAGAAGAACUACAGAAGAAGUAAAGAAAUUGGGUUUUACGCCCUCAAAGCAACUUUUUCUUGUAGCUCUUCAAGCUUUGAUGCAAAAUAGCAAAUCAACAUGGGAAAGGAAAUCCAAUGCUUUUAAAAAAUGGGGUUGGUCUGAUGAAGAUAUUUUUUCUGCUUUUGAGAAGUAUCCAAGGUGCAUGAUUUUUUCUGAGCACAAGGUCGCAUCAACAAUGAACUUUUACGUCAACACAAUGGGCUGUAAAUCUUCAUAUAUUGCAAACUGUCCGGUUCUUCUUUCAUAUAGCUUGGAGAGGAGAAUUAUCCCUCGGUAUUCGGUUCUUCAGGCUUUAUUAUCCAAAGGUUUGAUUGAGAAAUUCAGUGUUCAUUCUAUAGGGUGUACCGAAAAGAAGUUCCUCCAAAGGUUUGUGACCCCUUAUGAGGAUCCUUACUUAUUGAAACUAUAUAAGGAGAAGCUAGGGCUUUCAGAAUAGAUAGUAUGAUGUAGAUGCUAAAACUGAGCCAAUGAGAAUUUGCCUGUCAUUUUUGAAGGUCAAGUUUAUCUCUCUAAUCUUCUUUUGUCUAGCAUUGACAAUAUUGGUUUAAUUUUUUUUAUCCGUUAAUUGUUCAGUAAAGUGAUCAACUAUCUUUUCCACAUCUUUGCUUAAUUUUACUAUGCGUGCCUUUUAAAGUUCAAGAAGAAUAGUGGCUGAAAUCAGGAUCUGUCUUACAAUCUGGACAGACUGGUAUUAAUGAUCUUGCCUUCUAUGAGAUAUGCUGGUGCUACCUUUGUUAUUCAUAAAUGCAAUUUCUUUUUUGGCUAUAUAUGCCUUCCAUGAAAGAUAGUAAAGAUGGAGAUUGAUGCAUGAAAUAAUUGUUGUUUUCAACUUAGCUGCUUAUUGUUUGUAGUGGAAAAGCUUUAUUCCUUUGUUAACCAUAUAAGAAGAAAAAAGAUAGUCAAACAAGAAUUACAAUCGAUGACAACUAGAAGUGCAAGGGACAAUGGAUCUCAGGUUUUAGUUUCUUUCAAUAUCAUUGCCCCAUUGCCCAUUGCCCGGGCAACUCAAACGGGCAAGAAGAGAAAAGAUGCUGCUUUGUAAACCUGAAGCAGAGGAAAAAGUAUCAGCUAUUUAUGCUUUCAGAUGAAAAUGCUGACAUUCUUGUUUGA
Molecule: messenger RNA, 2148 nt
Organism: Durio zibethinus
Lineage: Eukaryota; Viridiplantae; Streptophyta; Magnoliopsida; Malvales; Malvaceae
Biological process (GO): regulation of DNA-templated transcription
Molecular function (GO): double-stranded DNA binding
Source: RefSeq, a predicted model, not a curated record